AUGGAUUGUGGUAAUUACAGGGUAAUUAAACUAACAGAGUAUGGAUUGAAAGUUUUAGAGAGGAUUCUGGAUGAGAGAUCAGGAGAGACAGUAAAGAUCGGGAAACAGCAGUAUGGAUUCAUGAGGGGAAGAGGGACGGUGGAUGCCACCUUCAUAAUAAGACAGCUACAAGAAGAGAGACUAGAGGGAAACCAGAAGCUCUUUUGUGCAUUUUUAGACCUAGAGAAAGCAUACGAUAGAAUCCCAAGAGAAGUGAUGUUUUGGUGUUUGAGGAAGAGGAAAGGCCUAGAAAAGUUGGUUAGGCUGGUCGAGAUGAUGUAUCAGAGAACGAGAACAAAAGUAAUAAUAGCAGUUGGGGAAGCAGAAAACCGUGAAUUUAGGUCAGUAUUAAGCCCAUUAUUGUUUUUGCUGGUCAUGGAUAUGUUGAGUGAAGAGAUCAGGAAUCUUCAAAGAGCUGUGAGAGUUGUUGUACGCCGAUGA
Messenger RNA from Macrobrachium nipponense, 480 nucleotides. RefSeq lists its product as uncharacterized. The transcript has a single exon. The record is from RefSeq and is a predicted model, not a curated record. The coding region runs from base 1 to 480 and encodes 159 amino acids. NCBI's taxonomy places the organism in Eukaryota, Metazoa, Arthropoda, Malacostraca, Decapoda, Palaemonidae.